This is a messenger RNA of Epithele typhae, 1698 nucleotides long. Its product is annotated as carotenoid ester lipase. NCBI's taxonomy places the organism in Eukaryota, Fungi, Basidiomycota, Agaricomycetes, Polyporales, Epitheliaceae. Bases 1 to 1698 code for a protein of 565 amino acids. The transcript is spliced from 14 exons. The record is from RefSeq and is a predicted model, not a curated record.
AUGGCGAUUCUGGCGCUCUUCCUCUUCGUCUUCCACCUAGCCCUGUGCACCCUCGCCCUUUCCGUACCCUCCAGGCCUCCCACCAUCCGACUCGACGAUGCGACGGUGGUCGGCGUCUCGGAUGGCUGGACUCGCUCGUUCCUUGGCAUCCCCUUCGCCGAGCCACCGGUCGGCCAGAUGCGCUACCAGCUCCCGAAGGCUGUUCCACCAUACUCGGGAAUGAUCAACGCCACCCAGUUCGGCAAGCAGUGUCUCAACACCGGGGCGACCGGUUUUCCUUCGUGGCUGACCCGGGACAUGAUCACAUACUUGGCAACGACGUUCGGGCCGCCCAACCCUUCUUCCUUCGACGAGGACUGCCUCAACUUGAACGUCAUCGUACCGGAGCAUGUGGGCCCCCUCGAGAAGCUCCCCAUCGUUGCCUACAUCUUCUUUAGCGGUUUUGAGACCGGUGGGACCUACGACGAGGAUGGUCGUAUCAUGGUCAACCACUCUGUCGCCAUCGGGGAGCCCGUGAUAUGGGUCUCCAUGAACUAUCGCCUAGGUCCAUACGGAUUCCUUCCCGGGAAAGAGGUCAAGGAAGCCGGAGUCGGCAAUCUUGGGCUUCAAGACCAACGCCUGGCACUGCGAUGGAUCCAGAAGUACGCGAGAGCGUUCGGCGGAGACCCAUCUCGGGUGACCAUGCUCGGUCUCAGCGCGGGGGGCUCGUCCGCCAUUUUCCACACAGUCGCCAACGGAGGCAACAACGAAAACCUCUUCCACGGAGUCUGGGCCGAGUCCGGCCCGAUCCAGCACGUCGGAUGCAUCGACGAUCCGAUCAACCAAGCGAUCUACGACGACUUCGUUGCUGCCGUGAACUGCUCAGGCAUUGCGGAUUCCCUGCAGUGUCUAAGAGACGCGGACGUGUCGACCUUGCAAGGCGUCGCGGGGAAGUCGACAAAGACAUUCUGGGCAGUCGCUGCAGACGGGGUCUUCUUCCACGACCUGCCACAGCUGGAGCAGGCGAACGGCAACAUUUCGCAGAAUGUCGCCAUCGUCAUGGGCUUCUCUGAGGAUGAGGGCACGCUGGCCACACUGGCAGUCCUUGACACCACCAUAAACGAUUCGGUGAUAACGGGGCUCAUCAAGACGACCUACCCCAACAUCACGGACGGCGACGUGCAGAAGUUGCUUACCAUGUAUCCGGACGAUCCGGCGAUUGGGGCCCCGUACGAUACGGGGACCGACUUUGAGAUCAUACCUCAGUGGAAACGCUAUGCGUCCAUCGCUGGGGACAUAGAUUUUGACGCUCCUAUCCGGUUGACUGCCCAGCUGCGCGCCGACAAGCAGCCUGUUUGGAUUUACUACUACGAGCGCAACUUCGUCCCCGGGUUUGGCUCCACCCACGGAGCCGAAGUUCCAAACAUGUACGAAGCAGGCGACAUGACCGAUCUCCUGAUCCACUUCGCGAGCACCUUCAACCCGAACCCCAGUUUCCUCACCAACCCGAGCAGCCCCACCUGUCGCCCUAGUACCUGGGGUGCUCGUCGGGACACCUCGAAGGAGGCGAACACGGCGCGGGCUCCGUACUGGCCGCCGUACUCGACCUCGGCGCCCAUGUAUCUCGUGUUCGCCCCCAACGAUACUUUCGCAUACCUGAAUGGCACGUACAGGUCUGAGCAGAUCGACUUCAUCAACAUCUUGAACAGGCAACCGUGA